GCUCUGCUAGUAUGGUCUGAAGGGAGAGGUUGACAGCAGACAGCAAAAACAACAGACCACAUCAAACUCGUUUUCUGUACAUUUUAUAACAAAAAUAAUAACAACCAUGGAAUUGUGUGAGAUACUGUACAACAAGGCGGAAUACAUUGAAACGGCGUCUGGUAACAAAGUGAGCAGGCAGUCGGUGCUGUGCGGCAGUCAGAACAUCGUCCUCAACGGCAAAACUAUAGUAAUGAAUGACUGUAUAAUCCGUGGAGACCUGGCCAAUGUCAGGGUGGGGAGGCACUGUGUUGUGAAGAGCCGGAGUGUCAUUCGGCCGCCGUUCAAAAAAUUCAGCAAAGGAGUGGCCUUCUUCCCGCUGCACAUCGGAGACCAUGUGUUUAUAGAGGAAGACUGUGUGGUGAACGCUGCUCAGAUCGGAUCUUACGUUCACAUCGGGAAGAACUGUGUCAUUGGUCGACGGUGUGUGCUGAAGGACUGCUGUAAGAUCCUAGACAACACAGUUCUUCCUCCUGAGACCGUGGUUCCUCCCUUCACCGUGUUCUCAGGAUGCCCAGGUCUGUUUUCAGGAGAGCUCCCAGAAUGUACCCAGGACCUGAUGAUUGAUGUGACCAAGAGUUACUACCAGAAAUUCCUCUCUCUCAGCCAGAUAUAAACCCCUUAACCUACCCUACCUUAACCUACCUUAACCUACCCUACCCUACCUUAACCUACCUUAACCUACCCUACCUUAACCUAACCUACCUUAACCUACCCUACCUUAACCAACCCUACCCUACCU
Molecule: messenger RNA, 781 nt
Organism: Oncorhynchus mykiss (rainbow trout)
Lineage: Eukaryota; Metazoa; Chordata; Actinopteri; Salmoniformes; Salmonidae
Source: RefSeq, a predicted model, not a curated record